This is a messenger RNA of Larimichthys crocea (large yellow croaker), 1396 nucleotides long. It is a transcript of the gene guca1c, whose product is annotated as guanylate cyclase activator 1C. The record is from RefSeq and is a predicted model, not a curated record. Lineage: Eukaryota; Metazoa; Chordata; Actinopteri; Sciaenidae. Bases 73 to 642 code for a protein of 189 amino acids. Gene Ontology annotation, molecular function: calcium ion binding; calcium sensitive guanylate cyclase activator activity. The transcript has 4 exons.
CCUCUCUUGCCUCAACACCUCACCACUGGCUCUCUGCAGGUUUCUGGAUAAAAUCAUACCUCUGGAGGAAUAAUGGGCACCAACUUCUCCAGCCUGGAUGAUAUCCUGGAGGAGGACAUGCACUACUGGUACACCAAAUUCAUGAAGGAGUCUCCUUCGGGCGUCAUAACACUCUUUGAGCUCAAGACUAUGCUCGACAUGACCGGUAUGACAGAGGAGGCCAGCAGCUAUGUAGACCAGGUCUUCUUCACCUUUGACAUGGAUGGGGAUGGCUAUAUAGACUUUGUGGAAUACAUCGCCGCAAUAAGUUUAUUACUCAAAGGAGAAAUCAACCAGAAGUUAAAGUGGUACUUCAAGCUCUUUGAUCAAGAUGGAAAUGGGAAAAUCGACAAGGAGGAACUGGAGACUAUAUUUAAGGCUAUUCAAGACAUCACCAGGAGUUAUGAAAUUCCUCCAGAUGAGAUCGUGACGCUUAUAUAUGAGAAGAUCGAUGUUCGCGGAGAAGGUGAACUGACGCUGGAGGAGUUCAUCAGUGGAGCCAGGGAGCAUCCCGACAUCAUGGACAUGCUCACCAAGAUGAUGGAUCUCACCAACGUUCUUGAGAUCAUCGUCAAAGGUCAACAGAAGAAAGGCAUAAACUGAAUCAGUAACGUGGCUGGACUGUGUGGAGAACCGAGAGCAUCUUUGGUGGAUUAUCAGAACGCAGCAGUGUCGAGGAAAGAGCGCGUGUGUGCUUGCACACUACACAGAAUGAACUGAAUGAACAGACUGAGCGGUCCCAUGCACAUAUGAUCUCUGUGCAUAUCGCCUGAGGGGGAAGCAGAGAAUUUGUCCUCUCCUUCUGCUUGUGCUCUCGCUUUUCUUGGUCCUUCAGUCUUGUUGAGGUUUACAACACUUAAACGGGUGACGUGUUUGGAGUGCGUCAGUGAAGAGAGACUCUUCAGCAGAUGGUGCAAAGCAAAGUGGUGACAAAUCACUUUGAUUUAACUUAUCGAGCUGGAAAUAUCGUACGAGACUUGUGAUUUGCAGAACCAGACACAAAACAGAGUGGGUUACAGAUUUAUAAUUCAUAAAUCGUUAUUAAUAAUUUAUAAUUGAACAGAUUUGACAAACAAACUGCCAAACAAAACUGCAUUUCAGUAGACACCAUGGUCACUUCUGAUGCCAUAAUUACAGUAUCUGGGUGUAUUAACAUGUUAACACUGUACGGUUAACAUCUAAAACACUCACUGAUUUAUUCUUUGUUUUGUGUUGUUGCUAUUGUAAAAUCUUCAUGAAUUGUAUAAAAACUGAACUGUAACUGAAUAUCCAUGUAGCGACUGAAUGUACAAAAGAUUUGACAUGAAAUGUAACACUUUACAAUAAUUAAGGUUAAAAAUGUUGCCUUAAAAAUCAA